Molecule: messenger RNA, 4015 nt
Organism: Toxorhynchites rutilus septentrionalis
Lineage: Eukaryota; Metazoa; Arthropoda; Insecta; Diptera; Culicidae
Gene: Gdap2
Product: protein GDAP2 homolog
Exons: 15
Coding region: 534-2366 (610 amino acids)
Source: RefSeq, a predicted model, not a curated record
UCCUCGGAGCGCGCUGGCAGAGAGUCGUGUGUAACAGAGCAUUGCGAAAAAGCGUGUUUUUUUUGGAAAUUCGUGAAAACACACAACAACCAAGCGGGAGAAGAAUCUUCUCUCGGCGAUUUGAGACCUCCUUCCGUGUGUGUGGCGGCGACAGUUUGGAGUUACAACAGAGUUUUCCUCUCGUACAGUGAGUCGAUGACAGCAGUGUGGAUCAGAAGCAAAGAAAAUUACUUUCAGUGCCCCGCGUAAAGAAGUGACCGUUAUUCCUCCCUUUUUCUUCUUUGUGUUUGCUGUGGCUGUGGAAAGCAGAUUUUCAAUUUUCCCACAAGCGCCACCGCCGCCGUCGUUGUUGUUGUUGUUCUCUUUUAAUCGUCGAGUAGAAAAAUAAGUUGAGGAAGUCAGUGUGGUUCACAGGAAUAAUAGAACAGUAACUUACUUCUUUCUUUGCAACCGGGCGAACGGAAUCAACGUAAUCUCACGUGUCCUGUUCUCUUCGUGUCCGUGAAUUUAUUGAAUUCUUCUCGUGAAAAGCGAUGAGACUAGUGUCUGACAUCUACAAUGAGAGUAUUGAACCGUCACUAGGAGGAAUCACAAAACCACUAACUCAACACGCUUACGUCACCGUUGAGAGCCUGACGCCGUGGGGUGCCAAGGAUUGCGGUGGCAGCAAUCGUCCACGAGGAGCGGAAGACUACGGCAGCUACAUCCUGCAGACGGUGGAAAGAACGAGGUACGACACGAGCCCGUUUCCGUGCGAUGAGCAGAUCAACCAGCGUUUCGUAAUUUGGCAAGGAGACAUUUCGCUGCUGGAUGUCGACGCGAUUACCAACACCACCGAUGAGACACUAACGGAGAAGAAUCGGAUUUCGAAGAAGAUUUUCGGACGAGCCGGAGCUGCCCUCACAUCCGCUGUGGUACACGACGUUGGAAGAUGCAAAACCGGUGAAGUUUGCGUGACACCAGGAUUUUUUCUACCUGCGAAGUACAUUAUCCACACCGUUGGCCCUAUCUACAGCGAACAGUAUCGUGCCGCCUCGGAGAGUGCCCUACAUGCUUGCUAUAGGAACGUUUUGUACAAAGCGAAAGAGUUAGGCUUAAGAACCAUCGCUCUAUGUGAUAUCAACUCAGUGCAAAGAAAUUUCCCACCAGACACCGCUGCGCAUAUAGCACUGAGAACCAUCCGUCGUUUUCUGGAGCAAUACCGCGCCGAGUUUGUGAUAGUUUGCCUUGAACCGAAUGAGCGCGGCAUCUACGAGGUACUAGCGCCGCUUUACUUUCCCCGCGAUCCACUCGAGGAACGAAGUGCCCUGUGGCAGCUGCCCAACGACAUCGGUGGCGCGUAUGGUGAACCGCAGCUAGCCGAUCGCCAGAUCCGCAUCAUUCACAAUCCGCAGCAUUCCGUCAUGAUCGAAGCUGACGACGAUUCCGACACCAGUCCACACGAUUUGGAGAUGGGUUCCGAUGUCGAGUAUAAUAACAUCAAUCUCAGUCUGGCCACCCAUCUGAGCGGGGGAGCGCAUUCGUUCACACAUAUGCAGGGUGACCUCGACCGCCAGCGGCUUUUGGGCGAUCGUCCUCGGAUGGUGUACGAAGGAGUGCUGGACGAUGGUUUGGAAGGAAUCGAACAUCAAGAAAGUUCACCAUUACUGGUGGAUUACGAAACCACCGAAACGUACUGCCCGGAUGCGAUCGGCCACGUUCUGGCGACACACAUCGGCAAGCGAACCCGCAUCCUCGACGGGUCCUUCACUUACGUCGAGCUGAUGAAGCACUACAGCUCCUCACUCGAUGACCCCGAGUGGCAGAAGGAGAAUCUAUACGAGCGGUUGCUUCGCCGUGCGAAAUCGGAAGACCUAUCGGAAGUGUCCGGCAUUGGCUGCCUGUACCAGAGUGGCGUGGAUCGUCUUGGCCGACCGGUGAUAGUGUUCUGUGGCAAAUGGUUCCCCGCGCAUAAUAUCGAUCUGGAAAAGGCCCUACUGUAUCUGAUAUAUCUGCUGGAUCCCAUUGUCAAAGGUGAUUACGUGAUUGCCUAUUUCCACACCCUCACCAGUUCGAACAAUUACCCCUCGCUGCAGUGGUUGAAGGAAGUUUACAGCAUAUUGCCGUACAAAUACAAGAAGAACCUGAAGGCAUUCUACAUCGUCCACCCGACGUUCUGGACCAAGAUGAUGACCUGGUGGUUCACGACAUUCAUGGCACCGGCCAUAAAGACGAAAGUUCAUUCGCUGCCCGGCGUCGAGCAUCUGUAUUCAGCGAUUGCGAAGGAUCAGUUGGAAAUACCCGCGUACAUCACCGAAUACGACAUGGCGACGAAUGGUAUUCACUACUUCCAACCGAUCACCAAUACCUCCUCGCCUGCGUCCUAAGUUGGGCCCCCUAGCCCAAUUCGUAGUGUCGCAUUUGAAGUACUUCUCCUCUUGUGGAGUCCUCAUGUUUUAUCCGAAAUCCUCACCACAUUCACAUACACACACACUCACUCCAACCGUUCCAUUCCGGUCAUCGUCACGCAGAUGUCAUGUAAUGAAUUUUCAUAAUUCGGCAAACGCAAAUAUCGUGGGUGGAUAUUGAUGUUCGCGAUAAGUUGAUUUCAUCUAGUGAGAGGUGUAUUAAGCGAAACAAAAUGAAAACAAAAUCCUGCUUCCUUUCCGCCGUUGAGAAAAAUAAAUUGAACAAAAAAACUAGCGUCUAUAUAUAUAUACAGAUAAAUAUAUUCAGCAGGAGAGAUAGCGAAAUUUUGUAGUGAACGAUGCGACGCAAGGAAAUAAGGAAUAAGUGAAAAACUAUAGCUUACAGAACAAAAAUGGAGAAAAAUAUUAUUCUUAUCGUUUUAUCGAGAUUAUGGUUAAAACUAUACACAAUUAAAACAUUCUAGUUACUAGAAGGGAGAGGGAGAGGGUAUAAAUAAAACGAUGAUACAGAAAAAAAUAUUACAUUGUUACAAAAUUAUGAUCAAAAACCCAAACAGAAGAAGGAGCCUCAGCAAACGUUAGCAAUUGCCGUAGCGAAAAACGAAUCGCCGAGAGAGAGGUCAGUAGCAAUCGAGGCGACUACUUUUCUGUAGUGUGGAAGAAGUUUGCUUAAAUUGAAACAAUCCGAAUAUAGCGCAGAAGCAGCAGCAACAUCAUUUCCCGCGCUUAUGGGAUGGAACCAAAGCCUAGACAAAUCCGUAGAUACUGAAUCUUAAAAAAAGGAGGGAAAAGGAGGAGACAAAUGCAGCAGUAGCUUACGUGGCCCACAUUUGGGACAGUUUGUUUGUAGUACUCAGUUCAUAAGAAGAAAACAGAAGAAGCAAAAAUCGAACGAGACAAACAAAUAAAAACAAAAAGUCAGAUAAAUUACGAAGCAAUUUCUUGAAAAGAAGCCACAUUUUAGAAAACAUUUAGGAAGUAUGUUGUUAAAGCUAAAUACGAGUUAAAGUCGGAAUUCGAGUGCAAAUUAGCAGAAAAGUGGGGGUGACUCGUUAAAUUGGGUGGUAUAGUCAAAUAAAUUCUUGCUUGAGUUUAAAACGGGAUGCUCAUUUAGUUCUAUGGCCGAACAUCGGAGAGCAUCACACGCUCGAGUUGUUGACUACGGUACUUAAACUCUUCGUGGGGCACGAAUGUGAAAAACGGUGUGCUUCGAAGUCUUUUUUGUUAAAGCAUAUAAAAUAAGCGAGCGUUGCAAGGUUUUUAGUUUCCUCCCGAUCGUUCUUAUAUUGUGAAGUAUAAAUAAUCAAAGUUUGAAAUGCUACCAUAAGAGUAUAUUACUUUCGACAGUUUCCCCAAAUUUGCGACUAGCAUCUAAGUGUUACGUUGAGAAGACUUGUUUAACGUUUAUAGGAGAUUAUAGGUUAACUAACAUUGCGUAUUAUUAUUAUCCAUCAUAAACAAAACUAUUAUUAUACAAAUACGCAUAUAAGCAUACUGGGAAAAGAGUACACAUAUUGCAGAAUAGAGCAACAGCAACAACAAAAACAACCGCAAGGCAAGCCUACAAGUGCUGAAUAGUAACAUAGAAACCAAUGGCAAAGCAACAU